Molecule: messenger RNA, 1764 nt
Organism: Tupaia belangeri chinensis (Chinese tree shrew)
Lineage: Eukaryota; Metazoa; Chordata; Mammalia; Scandentia; Tupaiidae
Gene: TRIM69
Product: tripartite motif containing 69
Exons: 7
Coding region: 214-1719 (501 amino acids)
Molecular function (GO): protein binding
Source: RefSeq, a predicted model, not a curated record
AAGCAACUGACAAACUGUCACGGAAUCUGCCAGACCUCACUCUGGCCUUACCCCUUCUCUCUGGUCCCUGAAGUUUUCCUCCUUCUGUCAUGUUCAAGUCCAUUCCUAGCAAACUGCCAGGUCCCCAGCUUCUGGUCUGUAGCCAUCCUGGGCCAGCUGAGCUCUGAUCCAAGUGUCUGCCUCUGCCCUGUGGUGGCCUGAUGACUGAGCUUCAUGGAGGUAUCCCCCACCCCCUCUUCUGACAUCAGUCCAGGAAACUAUGUUGAAGUAAAUGAUUCGCCCACUCACAUACCCUCUAAAGUGGUGAUACAAGAUAUUACUAUGGAGUUACACUGCCCACUGUGUAAUGAUUGGUUUCGUGAUCCACUGAUGCUAGGCUGUGGCCACAAUUUCUGCCAAGCCUGUAUUCAAAGCUUCUGGAAGCUGCAUGCAAAGGAAACAUUCUGUCCUGAGUGUAAAAUGAUAUGUCAAUAUAGCAACUGUACAUUCAACCUUGUACUGGAGAAGCUGGUAGAGAAGAUUAAGAAGCUACCCCUACUCAAGGGCCAGCCACAGUGCCCAGAGCACGGUGAAAACCUGAAACUGUUCAGCAAGCCAGAUGGGAAACUGGUCUGCUUUCAAUGCAAGGAUGCUCGGUUGUCUGUGGAGCAGUCUAAGGAGUUCCUGAAAAUCUCUGAUGCUGUUCAUUUCUUUACGGAGGAACUUGCCAUCCGUCAGAGUCAACUGGAGGUAACCCUGAAGGAGCUACAGUCCCUGAAGAACAUGCAGAAAGAUGCUAUUGCUGCUUACAAGGAAAACAAGAUACAUCUGCAGCAACAUGUGUCCUUGGAGUUUCUGAAGCUACAUCAGUUCCUGCACAGCAAAGAAAAGGACUUUUUAAAUGAGCUCCGGGAAGAAGGGAAAAUCCUGAAUGAAGAGAUGGAGCUGAAUCUGAACCAGCUUCAGGAGCAAUGCUACCUAGCCAAGGAAAUGUUGGUGAGCAUUCAGGCACGGAUGGAACAGCAGAACUCCUUCGACUUCCUCAAAGACAUCACAGCUCUUUUGGAUAGUUUGGAGAAAGGAAUAAAUGCACUGGCACCCAGAGAGCUUAUCUCCAAAAAGCUGAACCCAGGCCAGUUCAAAGGUCCCAUCCAGUACAUGAUAUGGAAGGAAAUGCACUCCACUCUGUCUCCAGGCCUAUCUCCAUUAACUCUGGACCCUAAAACAGCUCACCCAAAUCUGGUGCUCUCCAAAAACCGAACCAGUGUGUGGCAUGGUGACAUUAAGCAGUUAAUGCCCGAUGAUCCAGAGAGGUUUGAUUCUAGUGUGGCUGUGCUGAGUUUAGACGGUUUCACAUCUGGAAAAUGGUACUGGGAAGUAGAAGUAACAAAGAAGACCAAGUGGACACUGGGAGUCGUCAGGGAAUCCAUCAUUAGGAAGGGCAGCUGUCCUCUAACUCCUGAGCAAGGAUUCUGGCUUUUAAGACUAAGGAAUCAAACUGAUUUGAAAGCUCUGGAUUUGCCUUCUUGCAGUCUGAAGCUGAGUAACAACCUCGACAAGGUGGGCAUAUACCUGGAUUAUGAAGGAGGGCAGGUAUCCUUCUACAACGCGAAAACCAUGACCCACAUUUACACCUUCAGCAGCACUUUCAUGGAGAAACUUUAUCCCUACUUCUGCCCCUGCCUUAAUGAUGGUGGAGAAAAUAAAGAACCAUUACAUAUAGUGCAUCCACAGGAUUAGUCAUACUAUUGUUUAAAUUCAGAGGAUUAUUAAAGAGGUAUUGAA